This is a messenger RNA of Acanthoscelides obtectus, 976 nucleotides long. The record is from the annotation of a GenBank genome assembly. Lineage: Eukaryota; Metazoa; Arthropoda; Insecta; Coleoptera; Chrysomelidae.
AUGCAAUAUCUAAGCAUAAUUUGGUACCCGGGAUCAUCAUCAUCAUCAAAAUCCAUCCAUUGUUCAACUUCUUCUUCAUCACAUUCAUCGCAAUUAAGUUUUUUUAGCAUACUAUCAUUUCAGAAAUAUUUACUCCUUUACUACUAUUUAGAUUAUCACUUUCAGGAUAUUCCACUAAACACAAAACUUUUUCCCACACAUUUUUCAAGGUAUGCUCUUUUACACUGCUCCUAUAAUGUAGGGCGCGUCUUUCAAAUCAAUCUUUUUAUGAUUUCUUAUCAGGCUUUCUUCUCCCUCCUCUUCUUUUUCCAAAAGUAACUUGCGUAACAAUUCUUUUCUAUAAUACCAUUUAAAAGUCUCAAUAACACCUUGAUCCAUGGGCUGUAAUCUGUAAUAAUGAGGUCACAUUAAGCGAAAGAAACAUGACUUUUAUAAAAUCGUCUUUUUCAUUUAAGAUGUCACAUGAUGGAUGAGUCGGGGCGUUAUCUAGAAGCAAUAAUGUUUUCUCUCUUUUACCAUUUUUUAAUUGAUGGGCUUUAACAGAGGGUACAAAAGUUUCUAUAAACCAUUCCAUAACAAUUGUACUAUCCAUCCAAGCACUCUUUUGCGAAGUGUAAACUAUAGGCAUCGCAGACAUAUUAACAUGUUUAAAACAACAUGGUUUCUUGCUUUUACCAAUGACAAGCAUGGGCAAUCGUUGGCUGCCAGUAGCAUUAGCACAAGCUAAAGCAGUGAUAUGAUCCUUGCUUAUUUUAGGUCUAGGUGCUGCUAAUUCACGUCGUGACGCAAGAGUUAUUCUUGGCAAAGUUUUCCAAUUGAGCCCAGCUUCAUCUGCAUUGUAAACGUUUUCGAGGGCGUAAUUUUCUUCCUUCAGUAACUCCCUUAGUUUGACUUUGAAUGAAUCUGCUGCUGAUGAAUCAGCCGACAGCUUUUCUCCCUGUAUUUGCAGCUCACGAAUGCCAUGUCUCGACUUAAA